Molecule: messenger RNA, 4289 nt
Organism: Anguilla anguilla (European eel)
Lineage: Eukaryota; Metazoa; Chordata; Actinopteri; Anguilliformes; Anguillidae
Product: lysyl oxidase homolog 2B-like
Exons: 14
Coding region: 396-2621 (741 amino acids)
Biological process (GO): sprouting angiogenesis; peptidyl-lysine oxidation
Cellular component (GO): membrane
Molecular function (GO): protein-lysine 6-oxidase activity; copper ion binding
Source: RefSeq, a predicted model, not a curated record
CCUAUAGACACCUGAAAUAUCGCUGCAGCGUAUUGUCGUAUAGAGAUGCUAGCGCUGUCACGGUAAAGUAUAUAAAUGAGAAAUGUACAUCUUGCCACCGCUAUUCUACCCUUGUCUAAAUGACCACUGAGUGCGGGUUCCCAGACCCCGCGUGGGCGUGAGGGGAUCGUUUCAGCAGCGCGUGAUUGGUCUGGACCCCCGUGAUAAUUUGGGAGGUGGUGAAAGUCCGGAGAGAGUGAGAGCAAGUUUGAAAGAGGGCUGAGCUUCACAGAAGUUGUAGAAUUGUGCUCUUCCACUUCAGUAGUUGUUAACGGGUGCAUUCCGGGGGCAAUUAAUUUUGGGAACCAGAUUUCAAGCUCCCCCAUUUGGUCCUCUCUGAUUGGCCAGUUUCAACGAUGGCCCCCAUCUCUCUGUCCCGCCUCCUGGUGUGUGCAUGGGCGCUGUGCCUCGUGGUCGCCGAGGUACCGGCGGACACGCCCCAGAUCCAGCUGCGUCUGGCGGGGAACAAACGAAAACACAACGAGGGCCGCGUGGAGCUGUACUACAACGGCGAGUGGGGCACGGUCUGCGACGACGACUUCUCCAUCUACGCCGCCCACGUGGUGUGCAGGCAGCUGGGAUACCUGGAGGCCCGGUCCUGGUCCCCCUCCUCCAAGUAUGGCCGAGGGGAAGGCCGGAUCUGGUUGGACAACGUCCACUGCAGUGGACAUGAGGCAUCCCUUGCCCUCUGUCCUCAUAAUGGACUUGGGGUGUCGGACUGCAAGCAUACGGAAGACGUAGGUGUGGUCUGCAGUGAAAAGAGGAUCCCAGGGUUCAACUUCCUCAGCUCUGUGAGCAACAAUGUGGAGAGCGCCAACGUGCAGGUGGAGGACGUGCGCAUGCGGGCCAUCCUGGGGGUGCAGAAGCGGCGCGUCCCGGUGACGGAGGGGUACGUGGAGGUGAAGCUCGGCGGGAAGUGGAAGCAGCUGUGCGACGAGAAGUGGACCCUGAUGAACAGCCGGGUCAUCUGCGGGAUGUUCGGCUUCCCCAGCGAGAAGAAGCACAACCCCCGCGCCUACAAGGUGUACGCGCGCAGGAGGAAGAUCAGUUAUUGGGGUCACUCUGUGAACUGCACGGGGAACGAGGCGCACCUGUCGGUGUGCAGGCUGGGACCCCCGCUCACGCUGAAGGGGAACAGCACCUGCACCGGGACCCCCGUGGUGGCCAGCUGUGUUCCGGGGAGAGCCUUCGCCCCCACGCCCAUGACUGGCUUCAGGAAGGCCUACAGGCCGGAGCAACCGCUGGUGCGUCUGAAGGGCGGAGCCCUGGUGGGGGAGGGGCGCGUGGAGGUGCUGAAGAGCGGCGAGUGGGGCACCGUCUGCGACGACAACUGGGGCAUCCAGUCGGCCACCGUGGUGUGCCGGGAGCUGGGCUUCGGCACCGCCAAGGAGGCCCUGACGGGGGGCCGGCUGGGACAAGGAAUGGGCCCGGUGCACAUGAACGAGGUGGAGUGCUCCGGGUUCGAGAAGUCCGUCACAGAGUGCUUCUUCAACAGGGACUCUCUGGGCUGCAGCCAUGAGGAGGACGCGGGCGUGAGGUGCAACGUGCCCGCCAUGGGCUUCCAUCAGCGGCUGCGGCUGGGCGGGGGUCGGAACCCGUCCGAGGGGCGCGUGGAGGUCCUGGCGGAGAAGAACGGGACGCUGGUCUGGGGCACGGUGUGCAGCGACAGCUGGGGGACCACGGAGGCCAUGGUGGUGUGCAGACAGCUGGGCCUGGGCUACGCCAGCCACGCCUUCCAGGAGACGUGGUACUGGCCGGGGGACGUGACGGCGGACGACGUGGUGAUGAGCGGUGUGAGGUGUUCUGGGACGGAGAUGUCGCUGUCGCACUGUCUGCACCACGGACAGCACCUGCACUGCCCCCGGGGGGGCGGCCGUUUUGCCGCGGGGGUGUCCUGCUCCGAAACCGCUCCGGACCUGGUUCUGAACCCGCAGCUGGUGGAGCAGACCACCUACCUGGAGGACCGGCCCAUGUUCAUGCUCCUGUGCGCCCACGAGGAGGAAUGCCUGUCCAGCACGGCCGACGCCACCCGCAGCGACUCCUACCGCCGGCUGCUGCGCUUCUCCUCCCAGAUCCACAACAACGGCCAGGCCGACUUCCGCCCCAAGGCCGGCCACGACUCCUGGAUCUGGCACGAGUGCCACAGGCACUACCACAGCAUGGAGGUGUUCACGCACUACGACCUGCUCAGUCUCAACGGCUCCAAGGUAGCAGAGGGACACAAAGCCAGCUUCUGUCUGGAGGACAGCGAAUGUGACGAAGGCAUCUACAAGAGGUACGCCUGCGCCAACUACGGCCAGCAAGGGAUCACUGUAGGAUGCUGGGAUACGUACAGACACGACAUCGACUGUCAGUGGAUCGAUGUCACUGACGUCAAACCUGGAGACUAUAUCCUUCAGGUCAUCAUCAACCCGAAUUACGAAGUGGCGGAGUCGGAUUACUCCAACAACGUCAUGAAGUGCAGGUGUCGAUACGACGGCUACCGCGUGUGGUCCUAUAACUGCCAUAUAGGUGGCUCACUAAGCUCGGAGACCGAGGACACCUUCCCUGGCCUAGUGAACAACCAGGUGUCCUUCAGGUAAAGCAAGCAGAGGCUGACAGAAAAAGACGGAUUGGAAGAAGGUUCUGGAUGUGAGGCUCAACUCCACUCACAGCCCCAGAGGCCCCAGAACCACCGACCACUAGAGAGUCUCUCUCUCUCUUUCACAUUCUCUCUCUCUUUCUCUCUCACUCUCCCUUCCCCCUCUUCCUCCCCCCCUCUCCUGAGUGCUGCUGGACUACUCCUUCCAGUACUCAGUCUCAGGACCAGCCGCCGGCUCCCCAAAGCCCCCCCCCCCCCCCCAAAAAAAAAAACAAAAAACCACCCCCAUGUUGUCCCCUAGCCUCCCAGAAGGCUGCAGCAAUGCUGCGACUUCGGCGUGAAAAACUGAAGCAUGUGUUUAGCGCCCCAUAGUGGCUCAGCAGGGUACUGGCUCCAGCUUUACGGACAAGACGCUUGAAGAGAACACCAUCUGUAUAUCUUCACACGUAAAAAGGGAACUGAAUGCACUUUUAAAAAGUUAGCAGUGACGAGAGUGGUUUUGAGCUACACGUUUAAAUCUGCAAGAUUUUAAUGGAAAGGAAUUGAAUUUGACCUCUACACACACCUGCACAUUAAACAUACAUACGCAGAGCUGACACACACACACACACACACACACACACACACACACACACACACACACACACACACACAGGUUAACAGUAAAAGCAGACUUUGUGUCUUCUGGAACAGAGAAACUCUGUCCCUGUUGAAACUGUGUACUUACGGAAUGGCUCAACUUUAUUCACAUACUACGGUAUGCAAACCCUUCUGGUAUCAGGGACACGUUCACAUACCUCACAGCGACAGGUUUCCUGAGUUAUACUGGGAAAGGCCACUGCUAAGCUUCAUAAUCACAAUCACAAUCACCCAUUUGUACUGUAACACAUUAAAAUAUGCAGGUGAAAUGUAUUGCAGCCCUUACAUCUUUCGUUCUUUUCUUUACGUGACGUUUUUUUUUGCUAACUGCAGCCCCCGCGUUAUGCAAGCGAUUGAGAAAAGAAAAAAAAUAGAUUCAUGUAACCCGGCGUGGAGUUUCUCCUACGUUUUCCCUCACGGCACAUUCAUCUGGAAAACUGCUAUGGAACAAACUCUGAGAAACUUUACUGUACUUUAAUUUCGUCCGUAUUUAGCUUCAGAUGUUUAAAGCUCGCGGCGCGUAACUACGGAGUGAAAAGAGCGCAUAACAGCCUAAGCACGUUGUAAACGCCGAAAUCCACAAAGACUUAACUGCGAGGCUGCGACACAGGGAACUCCGAACGUGUGUAGAAACGUACGACUGCUUAUUUUGUUUUUGUUUAAAAAAAAAAAAAAAGAAAAGCAUUUUGUAAAUGGUUUGAUUUUCUCCUGCUAGCAUUUUUUUUUUUUGCAUAUGUAACUUAUUGUUGUGAAUGUCAGGGAUCGCGGUUGGGUUUUUAUUUUUUUAUUUUCGUUCAGAGUAACCAAAGCCCCCGUCUGUGAAUGAGAGAAGUCUGGCUCUUCUGUGUGUUGUACUUUUUUUUUUGUUGUAUUUUAUUGUAAUGGUGCUAACGUACGGCUACUCUCUGUUUAUUUGAGGGUGCACACUGCAAGCCGAUUGGCUGUUUGGGAUGCCUGUACUUGACAGGGGAGACUUAAUAUCCAAUAUAUUGUGCCUGUUGGCUUUAAUUAAAGUAUGGAAUCAAGCAGA